Molecule: messenger RNA, 1446 nt
Organism: Trypanosoma theileri
Lineage: Eukaryota; Euglenozoa; Kinetoplastea; Trypanosomatida; Trypanosomatidae
Exons: 1
Coding region: 1-1446 (481 amino acids)
Source: RefSeq, a predicted model, not a curated record
AUGAGUCAGGAACAUCAACGGGGUGUUUUGGGUAAUGUGAUGACUGAUGUGACUUCUAUCUUUAGUGAUAUUGACGGUACACUCGUACACUACGCACAUACGAUGCGGAAAAUGGGAUACUCUCCUCUCUCGGAUGAGGAGCGAGAAAAGGAAGAGAUACACAUGCAGGAACAUCAAGAGAAACUGGAUAAAGAAAAAAAUACACCUCCGUUUAAUUCUAUAAAUAAAGUUGAGGAUAUUGUGCAGUCUCUCUUACAUUGGCGUUACCCUGGAGAAAUGCGCCGUGCACGUUUUAAAUCACUACCGUUGCAGUUAUGGCGUCACCACCUAACGGGUCGUAUUCUUCGUAUGUAUGAAUUAUACAACAAAACACUCCAAGGUGCACUUAUCUCUGAAGACACAGUACUUUUCCUUGAGUUUAUGCAAGACUUGCCAACUGUAUUGGUUUGCAACGGCUAUACAUUGCGGCAUGAGGACUCAUUGCUCGUAGCUCUUAUCACCGGUGCUCGUACAACCACAUAUUGUAAUCGCCGUAUAAGUGGGGGAUUACCACAAUCUACGUAUGAAGCGUGUGAAGGGGGAGGCAAACUGUGGUGCCGUAGGCGUUCUUCUUCUUCUUUAUCCUCCACUUUUACUACUACUACUACUACUACUACUACUACUACUACUACUACUACUACUACUACUACUACUACUUGUUGUCGUGAUAAUAAUGGUGGUGAUCUCUUUUUACCAAUGCUUUAUCCACACGAUGCGGAGAUACCACUUGAUACACGUUGGCUGCAGCGAUUCAACGCCAUUACCGGCGCCUGUGAUGUUAUGAUAACAACAACAAAAGUAACUGAAGGAAAAAAGAAGUCAGGGCCGUUGUGGGAUGUUUUUGAGUUACUGCGUGCGGAUGGCUUCACUGUGGAUGAUGUUGAUAUGACCACAUCGUUUCUCAUUGAUAUUCCCCGAAGUCCGGCAGUAAUGACUGGUGGACGUUUUAACAGUGCGGCAGAGGCGGAGCGUUACUUGGCGGCGCAGUUCGACAAUGUGUGGGGUCCAAUGUAUGGUGUUGUGAUGCAUGUGAAUCUCGGUAAAGGCCAGGUGAAUGCGGCGGGUUGUGGAAAGAAGGAAGUGAUGACAUACAUAUUGGAAGAGUCAGAGGUAUCCUUUUUAUCCUCCCAACAACAACAACAAGAAGAAGAAAAAGAAAAAGAAAAGGGAAGAAAAAAACCUCUGGUAAAGAGGGAUGCAGUGGCGUUAUUUGAUGAUUGUAAUGAUAUCCCAUUCGCUGUGGAGUGUGGUGCUGGUCUCUUGCCCUCUGUUGCCCACGAGGAGGUCCUCCUGCAUGAGUCUGCAAACCAUCAUUGGUUUAGAGCCCCACAUGAUGGUCCACUUGGUACUGAAUGGGCACUACAACAGAUACUUCUCUUUCUCAUGACGAAAGAAAAGGGUAAAUAA